UUGACUUGGUUGGAUUUAUCUAGUACAUCCGACAGAUCUUGAUCAAUUAAAAAAGGAAAAUGGCCCUUUACGAUAAUCAACACUGGCUCCUGUCACACAUCAGAGAUAGUUUUCUCGCUACGGAUGACACAGAUAAAUUUUAUUACUACCUUCUGUUACUCUUGCUUCAAAGGCAUGUGUGAGAUGGUAAUGCUGGGAGAAGAUAUUCCAAAGCAGAUGAAAGAAAACGGAAUGUUGCAAUGUUACCCUGGAAGGGAGGAGAGCGAUGAUGAAGACUUAGAUGUACUGGCAGAAUCUUAUGAUAUACAAAUGGAUAUGGAAUUCACUCACAGACAGAGAUCCAACACUGCACAGAGACUGGAGAAGAUGGAUAUAGAAAGGAAGAAGGCUGCUGAAGUUAAACAUGUUAAAUGGGAGCACAAUCCUAAUGUUGUCACACCUACAGAUCAAUCAGAGCUAUUUCAGAGGAAAGAUUUUCGUAAAAGCGCAUCACUGAAAAGAGGGCACUCUCUUCUGUCGGAACAGCUUGAAAAAUGUCCAAAUUUACCUCAAAAUCCAUUCAAGGAAUAUGCCAAGUUUGAUGGCAAUGCACAGGUUGGUACACCCGUAAGGAAAUACAGAAUAUUCAUGUGCAUGCUACCCAAGGAAGAGAGGACGUAUCCGCUACAAGUGGUCGUCACGGCGACGGCACGUGUGCUAGACUUCAUUGGACUAAUUUGCUACAAAUAUGCAAGUGAACAUCCUGAUCAUAAUUUGAAGGAGGAUAUCUCACGUUACGGUCUCUACAUCACUGAGGACGACGGCGAAGUGGACUGGGCCUUUCCUUGUUUAGAUUUACGCGAGACAAUUUCAAAGUUCGAGUUCACGACGUUGGGUUUGAUCGAGAUGAAACCGAGCGACUUGGCGAGGCAUAACGCGGUUAGUUGCGUGGAAAAAAAGGACGAGGAGGACUUUGAGGGUAAAGAUAAGGAACAAGAGGAGGUCGCGAACGAUUUGGCGAAGAUGGAAGGUCAUACUACUGCGAUGGAAGCACCGUUAUAUCAAUCAUAUAGGGUACAUAUAAUUAACAAGAUGCGAGCAAAAACCGAAAUUCACCUGGGUAUAUCGGGUGAGAAGAUAGAGAUAGACCCGGUGAUAACGGGUAAAGGCGCGGCCAGGUUUUGGAACCGGCAGCGUGCGGUCAGCUACCACAUAGAUAAUAUCGCUUGGUGUGAAGUAACAGAGACUAAGGGAUCGAAAACCAUGUUCACCCUAGUUUACACCCCGCAGUCGAACGCUCCGGAUAGUUUUCUAGGUCAAAGUCAUUCGCUUCAUCAAUCUGCAUCGUUCAAAAAUCACGAUUUCGAGACGGACUCCGUGACGGCCGAGGAGAUUGUGCGGAAGAUCAAUCAUAUUCUGGAGUUACACAGUAGCGCAUCCAGAAAGGAAUAUCUUGCACAAAAGGAAAGGAAGGCUGCGAGGAGAAAGAGCUUUCACUUACACAGAUGACAGCUCUAUUGGUUGUUCUGUGCAAUCUUAGAUUAUUUGAGGCAUUGAACGUUAUACAAUAGAUAAUUGUAAGGAAAGGAAAUAUCUUUGUACGAUCAAAUAUUAAUAUUCUGACUUUUGUUAAUGUGGCUUAAAAGUGACAGACAGUACGUGUUUAGAUGAUGACUAUCCGUACAACUGCAAAGUUACUAUUAUACUGUAUAACAUUGGUAAAUUAUUUUGUAUUUAUUAUAUUUCAUCUUCAAUGGAAUCAUGGAUGUACCAUGAACGCGAUCAUCACACCAAUAAGUAUUGUACAAUCAAUCUUAGUGCGUAGUCUCAUAUUUAAUUAAUUUAAAUGUUAUUUAUAUUUGUACUAAGAAAAGCUCCCAUAUUACCGAUAAAAUUGUAACUACUCAAAUAAUAUAAUAAUGAAUAAUA
Molecule: messenger RNA, 1908 nt
Organism: Harpegnathos saltator (Jerdon's jumping ant)
Lineage: Eukaryota; Metazoa; Arthropoda; Insecta; Hymenoptera; Formicidae
Gene: Sin1
Product: SAPK-interacting protein 1
Exons: 7
Coding region: 124-1488 (454 amino acids)
Biological process (GO): TORC2 signaling
Cellular component (GO): cytoplasm; plasma membrane; TORC2 complex
Molecular function (GO): phosphatidylinositol-4,5-bisphosphate binding
Source: RefSeq, a predicted model, not a curated record